This is a messenger RNA of Portunus trituberculatus (swimming crab), 648 nucleotides long. Its product is annotated as coiled-coil-helix-coiled-coil-helix domain-containing protein 1-like. Gene Ontology annotation, biological process: mitochondrial translation. The coding region runs from base 211 to 603 and encodes 130 amino acids. The transcript has 4 exons. Gene Ontology annotation, cellular component: mitochondrial ribosome; mitochondrion; nucleoplasm. Lineage: Eukaryota; Metazoa; Arthropoda; Malacostraca; Decapoda; Portunidae. The record is from RefSeq and is a predicted model, not a curated record. Gene Ontology annotation, molecular function: RNA binding.
ACGACUCCUUCAAUGUCCUAAUAUACGUGUAAUUCUUUUUUUUUUCUACUUGUCCUUUACUUGUCUACCCAGCUGGAGCGAUUCCCGUCCCCCGAGCCAACUGUAGCCUGUAGCAUCAAGAUCAAGGCCAGGGACCGUCCCCAUGACUUAGGCCAGACGCAAAGCAACACACCCCACCAGCUGUCCACCGCCAUCACCAACACCACCACCAUGCGCCUCUCUCCGCUCAACCUGGGCUCCAUGUACCUCGUCAACAAGCAGCGCCCCAAGAACGGCCGCUAUGCUACCCGUGUGCCCUUCCCCUUCAAUGGCUGCCUGCCCCUUCAGCUCAGGGACAACGUCUCUGGCAAGAGUGAAAAACAACAAACUAAUCCAUGUGUCCAGGAAAUGUUCGUGAUGUUUUCCUGCUUCAAGAAGAAUGACUUUAAUCAGGCUCUGUGUAGUAAGGAGAUCCAAACCUUUGAAGCCUGUCAUAUCAAGCACCUGACCAAUGAGAAGAGGAAGAAGGAACAAGAGAGGCGGGGCAUCAUGGUUCCUGGUGAGAAGCGACUUGGUCACAAGCAGCUAAAUCAUCUUUUGGGAAGACACAAACAACCAUUGUAGUGUAAGGAGUUGUGUACAUAGUGUUGAAUAAAGUCUAGUUGUAUA